Molecule: messenger RNA, 2857 nt
Organism: Sinocyclocheilus anshuiensis
Lineage: Eukaryota; Metazoa; Chordata; Actinopteri; Cypriniformes; Cyprinidae
Product: solute carrier family 41 member 2-like
Exons: 11
Coding region: 201-1865 (554 amino acids)
Biological process (GO): monoatomic cation transport
Cellular component (GO): plasma membrane
Molecular function (GO): monoatomic cation transmembrane transporter activity
Source: RefSeq, a predicted model, not a curated record
GCCGCUGUCAUAGAGCUCCAGUCCAGCGAUCAGGGAAGAAGAAGCUGAAACUCGUCUCGACGGAACUAAAAUAUCACGGUCACUGCGAUACUGUCAGCGCUCUGUCAUAGCUGUUAUGGAUGCCACCUUCUGGUUCUGCUGAUCUGCUGCUCUUCUCAAAGUCCGGCUGGCCAUGAGCCCAACCAGUUCGCAUCUGCAGUAUGAGCCUCCGAACCAUAGGGGGCGCUGUGCUCAGCUCCCUGGGCCCUAGUCUGGCAGCUCAGGCUGGAGGAGCCUGGAGCUCCAUCUCUUUUAGACCCAUACCCUCCUUGCUUCAGACCAUGGUACCUGCUGGUUACACCGCACUACAGGAGGAACGGCUGGCCAUGGUGGACCUCGGCAUGCCUAAGCCUGAUUCCCUCAAGAAUGGGUUCCAACGCGAGCCCCGCCGCCACUCAGACCGCAGCAGCAGAACAUCCAUCAGCCUGUCUGAUGCCGGAGACGGACACUAUGUGGAGACUGAGCCUAUGCUGCCUGAUGGCAGGCUUUCAGGAGAAGAGGCAGAUGAGGAAGAGGAGAGCGAGGAGGAAGGGCAGCAGCAGGCAACUAGAAAUAUGCCCAAAGAGUCGCCCCUUGCCAUGGCAUUGCAGAUACUGGUGCCCUUCCUGCUAGCUGGGUUCGGGACGGUUUCGGCUGGAGUGGUACUGGAUAUAGUACAGCAUUGGGAAGCAUUUAAAAACAUUACGGAGAUCUUCAUCCUGGUUCCGGCUCUUUUGGGUUUGAAAGGAAACCUAGAGAUGACCCUCGCUUCCAGACUUUCCACAGCGGUGAAUGUGGGGAAAAUGGACUCACCCAUAGAAAAGUGGAAUCUUAUUAUUGGGAAUUUGGCGCUGAAACAGGUGCAGGCCACAGUAAUAGGGUUCCUGGCAGCAGUAGCGGCAGUUGUACUGGGUUGGAUUCCUGAGGGAAAGUUCCAGAUCAGUCACGCCGUGUUGCUGUGUUCCAGUAGUGUUGCUACAGCCUUCAUAGCAUCUCUGCUGCAGGGUUUUAUAAUGGUGGGAGUGAUUGUGGGCUCUAAGAAGACAGGCAUCAACCCUGAUAAUGUAGCUACGCCCAUCGCCGCCAGUUUUGGUGACCUCAUCACACUGGCCAUCCUGGCAUGGAUCAGCCAGGGCCUCUACAACUGCCUAGACUCUCAACCAUAUGUGUCGUCUCUGGUGUGUGCCUUCUUCAUGUGUCUGACUCCGCUGUGGAUGGUCAUCUCCUCCAAACACCCCGCCAGCCGUCAGCUGCUCUACUCGGGCUGGGAGCCCGUUAUCACUGCCAUGUUCAUCAGCAGUAUUGGAGGACUCAUCCUUGACAAAACUGUAUCUGAUCCCAACCUGGCUGGGAUUGUGGUUUACACGCCUGUUAUCAAUGGUAUUGGAGGAAACCUGGUGGCCAUCCAGUCCAGUCGGAUAUCUACCUACCUGCACUUCCACAGCACCCCUGGAGAGGUUCCUGAUGAGGCCAAGGGUUGCUACUACCCCUGCCGUACCUUCUCUGGCACAGGAGCUAAUCAUAGGUCAGCACAGGUACUGCUGUUACUGGUCAUCCCUGGUCAUUUGAUCUUCCUGUACACCAUUGAUCUGAUGGAAAGGGGUCACACCUCACUUACGCCCGUUUUCAUGGUCGUGUAUUUAGCUGCCGCUCUUUUCCAGGUGUUCUUGUUGCUUUGCAUAGCAGACUGGAUGGUGCACUCCAUGUGGAAAAGCGGGAAAGAUCCGGACAGCUUCUCUAUCCCGUAUCUGACAGCAUUGGGCGACCUGUUGGGAACCGCCCUCCUGGCUCUCAGCUUCCACUUCUUGUGGGUCAUCGGGGACCAGGACAGUGAUGUGGGUGACUAAGAUCUUUCUUUGAUCUUUGACCCGCAGAUCAAGCUAUUCCAUACUUGCUGUCUUCACUUAUUGCCUUGAAUGGCCGCUUGUCGGAUCGGGCAUGUGGCAUAAAAACAAACUUAGCAUUUCUCUGUCAGUUUGUGACUCUUCUUAAAGUGCCAGAUGAUUUAUUAGCUGCAUCGAAAGAUUCAGCACUUGCAGUAAAGGAUAGAAGGCGGUGAAGCUUCUCCAUCAUCUCAGAGUGAUUUCUGGUGUGUCUGACGUGGGACAGUACGAAAAGCUUCUUUAAUGCUCACUUCUACCCCCUCGGGUUUCUUUUUCAGCACUAAUGCAGUGGAUGGACCAAAUACAAACCCUAAAAACAAGAAUAUGUAAGAUUGUCUUGGUGAUUGUACUUUAUUUAUUUGUCUUGUCUUUCUUUAAUCAUUUACUCAUGUUGCUCUUUGUCAUCUCUUUUGAGACUUAAGACCAGUUCCUCAUGUCCAGUCGAGUCAGACCUUAUUACAAGUAUACACAUUUUUACUCAAGCCGUGCCAGAUCAAUUCAUAUAAACCUCUGUAAUGCAGUUUGGAAGUUAAAGUAUUGCUUUGUAUUGCUUAAUAGCGUAGAAUAAUGAACUAAUAUAUAUCAGCUUUGAGAAAAGGGAAUAGACUUUCAACUGCUCGUUUAAAGAGAAACACAACGGUCUGAGUAUCGAUUGGAAAUGUCAGGCUUUCUUUUUUGUUCUGCAACUACGUCUCUGUUUAAUGGUCAUGUAUGCAACCAAACGAAAUGGGAUGAACUGGCAAAACAGACACUCUUAUACAAGUCUUGUAUGUGUGUGUGUGUGUGCGUGUAAACAUUUUUUGUACAUUGUUACUGAGGUGCCAUGAACAGCAUUUUUCUAUGGGGGAAAAAAAGUUUCUACUGGCACCAAUGGAGGAUUCUUUAUGUUUUUCUGACCAUGCUUUUUUUGAUACUCAGAAUGUUUAAUAAAGGUUUAAUAAAAGUUUAUGGCCAAU